UAGAUCGGAAAAUUCUUUGGGGAGAUUGACCCAGGCCUCAUGCGAAAUCUCAUUAAUAUGUCCUUGUAUGCCUUCAACAAGUCUUACGACUAUCAGUCGGUGUGCGAUCCAGAAGAUGAACCGAAACAAGGAGCAGGACUUCGCUCCGUCAAUGUGCCUACCAUAGCAGAUAUUUUACAUCUUGGAUGGUGGGCAUCUGCAGCUGCCUGGUCUAUUUUGCAGCAGCUGGUCUGGGGGCUGACCUUCCCACGUUUCCUUGGGGCAGCGGAAGUGGAAGAAGAUGAUUUCAGCGGCUUCCCAUCCAAGCAGAGUUGUAUCACGGUACAAACGCAAUAUUUCUUUGGGUCUGACGAUAAAUCCUUCAAUGGCAUUCUGGACUGUAUCAACUGUUCUAGGCUUUUUCACGCAGAGAAGAUUUCCAACACCAAUUUGGUUUUCAUCAUGAGUGACAGUAAAGAGUUGUGUCAUCAUUGUGACACGAGGCCCCUGAUGCAAGCAGAGAAACCUGGUAUCCUUUUCCGCUUGACUUGAGACUGGAUUUCUAUUUUG
Pantherophis guttatus is the source of this 549-nucleotide messenger RNA. Lineage: Eukaryota; Metazoa; Chordata; Lepidosauria; Squamata; Colubridae. The record is from RefSeq and is a predicted model, not a curated record.